Symbiodinium natans is the source of this 2514-nucleotide messenger RNA. The record is from the annotation of a GenBank genome assembly. NCBI's taxonomy places the organism in Eukaryota, Dinophyceae, Suessiales, Symbiodiniaceae.
AUGGCUGCAUCGGUGCUGGAGAUGUUGAAAGCCUCCAACUUUGCGAGUGUGGAGGACGGAGACAAUGUGACGGAAGGCAAGUUCGGCAUUCCCCGCUACAACGGCGACCCCACCAGGUAUCAGGAGUACGUCUUCCGGGUCAGGGCUCGAAUACGCAAAGAGAAGAAGAUUGACGAAAAGGAAGUGGCAAAGCUGGGUCCCUUGGGACUUCGCUUGCUUGAAGGCCUGACUGGGACGGCGUUCCGCGAGCUGGCCACCACCCUUCAGCCGAAGCGAGAACAGCAAGCGCGCGAGCUCUAUGAGGCUGGUGCAAUGGUGGGUGGAAUGAUGAGUCGUCAGCAUGGCGAGGGCAUGGCGCAGUUCGUGAUGCGUCGGAGAGCCUGGUAUCGGGCCCUGCUCGACUCAUCGAGCGACAUGAAACUCCCGGAAGUGGUCUUGGCCGAGCAACUCCUACAGAACGCCAGGAUCACUGAUGAUCAACGACUCAUGGUUCGCACUGCCCUCCAAGGGAAGCUAAUUUUCGACUCGGUGGCCCAAGAGUUGGUGAACCAACAUCCUCGACUACAUGAACGCGAACGUUUUCCUUACAAAGGAAAGAAAGGUUUUGGAAAGCACCACGGACGACCGAAGGGAUACUUCCACGCCUCGCACGCCUACUGGACGGAGCAGAACGACCAGGACUACUUCUACGAUGACGAGUACGCAAUGGGCUACCUGGCCGAAGAGUAUGCGGAGGACGGCUACGUGGAGGAGAACUACAUGGCCGACUACGAAGAGCCGGACGAGUUGGACUUCCAAGCGGACGCCCUGGCUUACAUGGCAGAGCAAGGGCUGAGCCUGGAGGACUACGACUCUGCUGAGUAUGCGGCCGAGAUGAUCCAGAUUGAUGCCGAAGGGUACUUUGCUGGAAAAGGAGCUGAAGAAUCGGACGACCUGCCGACGCUGUGGGGCGACUGGACACUGGAGCUCAGACAGACGUUCAACCAGAGCCUGCCGCAAUGCUCGCUUUACGACGUGAACCUGGCCGAGACAACCAACCUAUCGGUCAACUUCCUCUUCAGCAUCAUGGUCACGGUGGACAAGCUGUUUCUCAGGGAUGGCUACUUGGACCACCGCCUGUACCUCAUCGACAUCAUGCAGAACAGGGACAUGGACAAGAGGAAGCAACAUCCCAGCCGUCUACGUCGCAAUGGAGCAUUGUCCAGGCUGAGCAGAGACCUCUGUGGCUGGAUGGAAGUCCGGUUGGAGGCGACGAUGAUGCCGAUGUCGAGAUGGAUCGACUUCUACGUGAACAUGAGCGUGAACAUGGGCGGCAAGCGCGAGAUGAGAGCUCACGAGUGCAGGAACCUCCAAUGCCCCAGACAUCACCUUCGACGUCUGCUGCACCACAACCAUCUGUUGCCCCGACGACUGCACGCCCUUCCUGUGCCCACACAGAGACGACUUCCGUCGGCUCGAACCAGUAUCAGCGUGUCGUGCGUUGCAAGCGAUGUGGCUUGGUGUUGUCCCGCACGAAGAAGGAUGUCGGACAGGGAGAGACCACUACUACGACUACAGCAGCCGCGACACAGCCACGAUGUUCCCAUCACAACAUUUCGUGGCGUGGAUCCAAUGGGAGCCGCUGGAAAAGCACUUGUCUGGAUUGCGGACACCAAGAAUCCGGAGAUCGCGAGACACCAGCUGGACAUGGGACAGAACCUCAUCGUGAUUCGCAGACAGUGGACGAGGAGGAGAGCUACUACCUCGACAGAGAGACCGCGCUCCAGAUCCUUCAGGACUUCCACAAUGUUGCGUCUGCUAGGACUUGAAGAAGGGCAACAGGUUCCGAGUAGCAGCUUUAUGCGAGCUCUUCGACAUGUCAUUGCACUACGUGCAUGCUGGAGCGACCGAGAUGCAUCCUCUGCAACGGCGAGCACGAUGGUGGCACAGGCCGCUGCCUCGACUACGACCACGCCGCAACAUGAUCGCCGGGGACGUAUUGCCAUUGAAGGCGCCAAGGUCAUCCCCUGCGGUAAGUACAAGGGCAAGACUCGAGAGUGCGCCUAUCAGGAUGCCGGGUAUCGCCGCUGGGUGCUUGACAAGAUCACCCCAGAAUCCCCUCCUGACAUGAAUGCCCUACGUGCUUACUUUGAAGAGCGCUUGGACGCUGAUCCCGGCCUGUUUCCUCAAGCGUACAUGGUCCUUUCGCAGGAACCUACUGGAGGAGAAGGAGACCUCAUCGCCAUUUUGGAUACAGGAUGCUCGCAGUCCUGUCACGGUGAGCUGUGGCUGCAACGAUAUGUGCAAGCCGCCGGCCAAUGCUUGCCAGCACUCGAGACCGAUGUGGGCCCUUCCUUCCAUGGCAUUGGAGGGGCAGUGCAAACGGCCGGCGUGCGAACAAUUCCGUUGGUGCUGGAGAUGAUCAAUGGACAGUAUGCCCAAGGCACCUUGCGCUCAGCAGAACUCCGAGGAAGUCAUGCGCCACUGCUGCUCGUCUCCUCCAGUGCGGGAUUCUCGGCCAGAAGUCCAAGAUGA